Glycine soja is the source of this 1071-nucleotide messenger RNA. Its product is annotated as vacuolar iron transporter 1-like. Gene Ontology annotation, biological process: intracellular manganese ion homeostasis. The transcript is spliced from 4 exons. The record is from RefSeq and is a predicted model, not a curated record. NCBI's taxonomy places the organism in Eukaryota, Viridiplantae, Streptophyta, Magnoliopsida, Fabales, Fabaceae. Gene Ontology annotation, cellular component: vacuolar membrane. Gene Ontology annotation, molecular function: iron ion transmembrane transporter activity; manganese ion transmembrane transporter activity. Bases 85 to 828 code for a protein of 247 amino acids.
GUAUUUCGGACUAGAGGCUGUAUUUAUGCGCAUAGCAACAGCCAGCAAGGCUUUGUUUGGUUUUGUAAAUCAGAUUCGGAACCAAUGGCUGCCACCGAACACAGACUAAGCUUGGAACCUGAGAAAAAGAACCUUCUCAGACACCACACCGAGAAGCACUUCACAGCCGGCGAAAUCGUCCGCGACAUCAUCAUCGGCGUUUCCGACGGCCUCACCGUCCCCUUCGCCCUCGCUGCCGGACUCUCCGGUGCCAAUGCCACCUCCUCCAUUGUUCUCACCGCCGGCAUAGCCGAAGUUGCCGCCGGCGCCAUCUCCAUGGGUCUCGGCGGUUAUUUGGCAGCAAAAAGUGAAACUGAUCACUACGCCAGAGAGUUGAAAAGAGAGCAAGAAGAAAUCAUCGCCGUGCCAGAUACUGAAGCGGCAGAGGUAGCAGAAACACUGGCUCAGUACGGAAUAGAGGCACAUGAAUAUGCACCUGUGGUGAAUGCUCUCAGAAAAAACCCUCAAGCAUGGCUUGAUUUUAUGAUGAAAUUUGAGCUGGGACUAGAGAAGCCAGAUCCAAGGAGAGCAUUGCAUAGUGCAAUGACGAUUGCCAUUGCUUACAUAUUAGGUGGGGUUGUUCCUCUCGUUCCUUACAUGUUCAUUCAAAAGGCAGCAGAGGCAGUUGUGUUUUCAGUUGUGGUUACCUUGGUUGCAUUGCUGAUUUUUGGCUAUGCAAAGGGGCACUUCACGGGCAAUAAACCAUUCAGGAGUGCUUUGGAAACAGCUCUAAUUGGUGCCAUCGCCUCUGCAGCUGCUUUUGGUUUGGCAAAGGCUUUCAAUCCAUAGAUUCUCGAUACUUUGUACUUGGUGGCAACUAAUCUAAUAACUUUUGCAUUCUUCCCAAAAAAAAAAGAAGUUUCUUUUCAACUUCUUUGUUGUUAGUUGUUACUUGUUACAUAUUUUCAUUUUUUUGUACCAUACAGUUACCUGCAAGUACAACCGUUUUUAUUAAACUUUGGUGUGAAAUAUUACCCUUACAUUAGAAUUGUCUCUUUUGUUGUAUAAUUGUAUAUUUGAGAAAAUUUUGAA